CACACACAGAUGACAAGUUGGGGCUUGUCUGCUGCUCAGAGAAGGCCAAUGUUCUGAACUUCCUUAGUCUGCAGAGCAGCAGGUUGACUGCUCUGAGCCGUGCUGCACCUCUCCACUGCUGCAAGGCGGGCAUUAGAUAAGAGACAUACAGAGGAUUCUUGGAUCAGAAGACCCUCAAUCUGGCUCUUGUACUCACCACAAACACUCAAGUGACAGACACUGGUGCCCGUUCCUGCUCUCUUCCUGUGUGGAGUUCACCAUGGCAACCAAGCCUCAGGGUAACCUGGGAAAGCCAAGGUUUGGUCCCAGUGACCACCUGAUCACUAUGUUCAGGGCGUGCUCCAGAGAUCCAACUGAGGCCAUUGAAGCCAGACUGAAAUGUAUGCUGCUCACUUUUCUGCAACACUUGAGGGACAAUGCAGGAAAUGAGAAGACCAACGAGCUGGCAACAAAGUGCUGCUGUGAAGCCAGGAUCUGGUAUUACAGGAUCCUAGAGAACCACGCCAGUCAAGAGAGGAAAAGGUUGGGGAUCAGUGACAUCUCAUUCAUCUUAGAGAAUGAUCUUCUCCAGCGCUGCCUGGUGGCCUGUUGUCUGGAGAUUACCAUAUCCUCAAAUUGUCUACCAUGUGACUUCCCUCUGGUCCUUCAGGUCUUCAAACUGGCACCAUUCCACUUCUAUAAGGUGAUUGAGCCGGUGGUGCGGGCUGAAGCGGGCCUGCCUCGCACUGUGGUCAGACACCUCGCUCAAGUGGAAGAACAAGUUCUGGAGAGCUUGGCCUGGACCAGCGACUCACCGCUGUGGGAAGAAAUCAGAGCCAAUGAGGGCCAUAUGCCGACCUGCCAACAGGUGACGCCUCCUACGUGGCUUGAAGAUCCAAAGAGAACAGACUUGCAACAAGUCAGAAAUCUGCCAGGAGAGGGUCUCAGAGCUGAACUAUCUGCUGGCACUGACCAACAGCAUUCCCCAUCAGCUGGAAACAGGCCUCGGAGAAACAACUCCCUCCACCUGUUUGCUCGCAAGGUUUACAGCUUGAUGGGCAAGCGUCUGAGGGAGCUGUGUUCCACACUGGACAUUUCUGAUGAGCUGCGGUUGAAGAUCUGGACCUGUUUUGAGCACUCAUUGGUCCACUGCACUGACCUCAUGGUAGACCGUCACCUGGACCAACUGCUCAUGUGCGCCAUUUACAUCAUGGCUAAGAUAACCAAGGUGGAGAUACCCUUCAAAUACAUAAUGAAGUGCUACAAAUCUCAGCCACUUGCCUCAAAAAGUGUCUGCAAAAAUGUGCUGAUUUCCGGAAAAGAGAAAAAGUCUCUCACUGAAAACAACAGUAAGAAACCCUUGAAUAAUGGAGACAACAACGACAGUAUCCCGACCCCCAACACACCAUCAACACAUUAUCCAGGACCUGAUCAGGAGGAGAGGGGCAAUCUUAUUUACUUUUACAACCAGGUCUACUCAACAAGGAUGCAGUCCUUUGCCAAGCAGUUUGCCCUGACCCCUGGAGGAGACACUCCUCCUUUGUCUCCUUACCCCCGACAGUGGAAAGCGUCUCCUCGCAGACAGAGGCUGUCCAGCAGCCACUCCAUCUACAUUUCACCAUACAACACAGGGACCCCUCCACCACGCACACACGGACUCUGCUACUACUUCAACUCCAGCCCCUCAGAGUGUCUGCGUGAGAUGAAUAACAUGAUUAAGACGGGCAGGUCACCCAACAAGCGAUCCCGUGCGGUGUCGUUGGAUAGAGAAAAGGAGGAGGAAGAAGAUGGUCCUUCGGCUAAGAGGCUUCGUUCGGUCGGUCUGUCGGCCUGGCAUAGGCGACUAAGGAAUGUGGAGAACGAUCGCCUGACAAGACGGGACCGGGACCAGCCAUCUUCAGUUACGAAGCCUAACCAGCACUAGAGCAGAGAGGAGCGUGUAGUCACACUCUGCUCCUGUUUCUGACACUGUAACAACAAUGUCAGGUGUUAGAGGGAAAGCACAGGGCAGCUUUGUCUUCCUUUACAGGUAUUUUAUAAGAAUCCCUUUGGGCCACAUUCAUUGUCAGCUCUAAAGUGUUGUCUGCAGUCUCAGCUAUGCGUUUCUGCUGUUUUGCUCUGCACUAUCUCAGACACCUACUGUCUGUCCUUGUACGAGGCAGUUAACCCUCAGCUCAGUAGCCAAUGGUAGAAGAUUGUAGUCGUCCUGGGCAGCUCCCCAGUGGAAGUGUAUGAUGUUGUAUGAAUAUGAAGUAGGUCAUGGCUGUGAAGUGCUAAGUUGACAUUCCUUGGAUAAAUAAAGGUUAGACUGAGAAAGGAUGUUACCAACUGCAGUUAAAACUGUGGGAUAAGGACAUGUCAGGCUUCAACAUGGCCUUCGUGAAUACCUGAUAUCUAAUUGACUAGAUUCUGAUUAACUGAGGGAUGAUACUAAGUGUUCAUGUAAAGCUAUUUUAAUGUGUUUUCCUUUGUUUUAUCCUGUAAUGAUGCUUUCUUAAAUAUAUUUAAAAUUUUAAAAGACAAGCUAAGUGUUUAAAACAUAGUGAAACAGUGAUUUUUAUUUACCACUUCACACGAAUGAAGGCAAAGUGCAGACGUUACAGAAACAUGACAGAUUUGAGAAACAACUGUGUGAAUACUUUCAGAUCAUCGACUCCAGCCAUUAUUGAUUGCAACCUAAAAAUCAGUUAUUCAACAUGAUGUUAAUCAGCAAAAUUGCAUACAUUUAUCUCAUAUAUUCUGUUUCUAACAUAUUUUUUUUGUUAAAAUAAGACAAUUAAUUAUUUAUAAGAUGAGUUUCUGUCAUAUGUCCUGAAGCCAAAGGGUCUGUAAAUGUUCUUAAAAGAUGUUAAAUCGAAACACAAUUAUUUUAUAGUGUCACCAUAAAGUCUAGUUUUUGGAAAGCAGUGUUAAAUAAACAUACAUUUGAUUAAACUGUA
Molecule: messenger RNA, 2918 nt
Organism: Micropterus salmoides (largemouth bass)
Lineage: Eukaryota; Metazoa; Chordata; Actinopteri; Centrarchiformes; Centrarchidae
Product: retinoblastoma-like protein 2
Exons: 14
Coding region: 260-1903 (547 amino acids)
Biological process (GO): negative regulation of G1/S transition of mitotic cell cycle; cell differentiation; regulation of transcription by RNA polymerase II
Cellular component (GO): nucleus; transcription regulator complex; chromatin
Molecular function (GO): RNA polymerase II transcription regulatory region sequence-specific DNA binding
Source: RefSeq, a predicted model, not a curated record